Aspergillus welwitschiae is the source of this 579-nucleotide messenger RNA. RefSeq lists its product as uncharacterized. Bases 1 to 579 code for a protein of 192 amino acids. The transcript has a single exon. NCBI's taxonomy places the organism in Eukaryota, Fungi, Ascomycota, Eurotiomycetes, Eurotiales, Aspergillaceae. The record is from RefSeq and is a predicted model, not a curated record.
AUGAAAUUCCUCAGCCCUAUCACCGCCCUCACUCUCCUCGCCUCCGUGGCAUCCACCUCUCCCACCCCCGCCAACCUCAUCCCCCGCGCCUGCACCACCAUCGCCCCAACAGCCAUCGACGUCCUCGACAGCGCCAACCCUAACACCCCAAGCACCGGACAACAGUUCUCCCUGGCCCGAACAGCCACUACAAACACCAAGAUCUCCGCCCUCACCUUCACCGGCAUCCCCAACGGCGCCACGGGCUGCAUGCUCGCGAUCGACAUCCCCGCACUCGCGCAGCCUAUCGCCACGGGCUCCAGCCAAGCUGACAUCUGGACGACCAACCCUUGGGACUUGACUUCCGCCCCUACGUGGAACAAUCAGCCUACUAGGCGCGAGAUGGUGUCGACUUUCCAGUUCCCAACUUCGCCAACUACAUCUCCGUUCCACACGAUCCUUGCGUCGAAUACGUGCUCCAACACGAUGAGCUUCUUGGCCUUGCUGUCGACGUGGCAGACUACUGCUGGGAGUGUGGAUUUCCCGAACUCUAUUGGAGGAAGUCAGCCGAUUGGGUUUAGUUUGGUUUAUAAUUGUUAG